Molecule: messenger RNA, 4085 nt
Organism: Xenia sp. Carnegie-2017
Lineage: Eukaryota; Metazoa; Cnidaria; Anthozoa; Malacalcyonacea; Xeniidae
Product: neprilysin-3-like
Exons: 19
Coding region: 1499-3493 (664 amino acids)
Biological process (GO): protein processing
Cellular component (GO): plasma membrane
Molecular function (GO): metalloendopeptidase activity
Source: RefSeq, a predicted model, not a curated record
AUUAAAACAUCUGUUCGCCAUUAAUCAUCUUUUCCGGCAAUUAGAAUAGCUUGAGUGCGUUAUGCGCGCGACUCAGCCAAUCGUUUGAACAGAACUUACGAUAACUACACAAUUUAGUCGUUAAGAGCUUUAAACGAUCUGAAAGCUGCAUUGAAACAAUUAAAAACAUGUAUAAAGGCUCCUAUUAUAAACAUUAUUUUGUGUUACGAAAAUACUGCGCCGACGUGCUCGAUAGUCGUGAGUCGUGGGACGUGGCACAAGUCAAUGAAAGGAAAAGUGCGAACAAUGUGGAAAUUGAAAUAGGCAUUUCUCUUAAGAAAUUGAGGAACUGGUUUCAGCUGGUUCCCAAGUAGGAGAGUAAAUCAACACAAUCCCAUUAUUUUCAAAACUGGUUGGCAAUAUAUAUAAAUUGAGAAAUUUCUAUAACGCGACUCCAAUUAUCAAAAACAAAAUAAAUGUUUUAAAAUUUUGAGUGGAUCCAUUUGCCUCGACAAAGAGUAGAAGAAAUUUUCCAUUGUCUUUGCAACCUAGCUGCACCUUCCUUUCAUCGAAUGGCGAUAGUGCCAGCACGAACGCCUAAACUAUGUUUAAAUAUCGAAAAUAUUCCAUUACAAUGCAACAAGACUAUCAAAUAUGGAUGAAUCAAGUAAACUGGAAAAUUAACCCACGCCAUUAAUAAAUGAUGAAAAUUCAACAUCGUCUUUCACGUAGCAGGAAACGUUGCGACACUUUGUAACCGAUAUGUUACAAAUCUUAUUGCCAUUUCCCCAUUCAUUAUUGGUUUUUAAUUUUCACCAUGAGAUCUCUAUGCAACAAUUAUGCUAAUUGAAUAAUGUAAAACUACAUAAAAUAUCUGAAACCUUUUAAUUGUUUUUCCUUUUCUCGACCGAGGAAAUAUUAACGCAUUACGAUAAGAAGUCGGUUUUUUACCAAUCUCGUAUCAAAUAACUUUUUUUUAAGACAACGAGAAUACGGAUGAUAAUCGUUAAAAAAAAGGAAAAGUACGAUAAGCCAAGUUAUAGAUGAAAUGAAAAGCAAUUUUUAAAUAAAAAAGAAACAGAUAGAAAGCAAGAUGGCCGGAAGGUCUCGAUUCUCGACAUAUAUGCCACGUUCCUCUUUCAUUCAAUCAAACUCCUGAAAUCAUCCAAUUGGCCAAGUCGACACCCAUACAUAAGAUUAUAAGUAAAAAUUAUCAACCAGCUGCACUUUCCACUCAAGACGUUACAAAAGCAUGACAUGGCUUCUCGUUUGGGCGACAUACCGCUUGCAAAUAAUUCAGCCGAUGAUGUGGAUGUUUUCAUUGAAGACCCAAAUUUGUUGAAACAUGCACUGAAACGCAACGCGUGGAUAAGGAAAAUCUUGAUCACCACGACUGUGAUUUUUGAUCACUUCGGUCGUGUUGCUUGUUUGUUUCAUUGCAACGAAGCGAAGCGAAAAGGACGCGAACGACCAAACUGUAUGCUACACACCAAAAUGUGUGGGAGAUUCAGCAGAGGUGAUGUCCGCAAUGAACUUCUCUGCCGAUCCCUGUGAUGAUUUUUACAACUAUGCGUGCGGGAGCUGGGAACGAGACAACGAGAUUCCAGAUGCAGAAUCGUCGUGGGGACAGUUUGAUAUUCUCAGCUUAGCGAAUGAUAAUGUCUUGAAAAAACUAAUACAGGAUCCAAAUACAAAAGCGAAGUAUGGAGAUAUCAACGCCGUACAGAAGGCCUAUUUAUUCUAUGAAACCUGCAUGAAUCGCACGCGGAUAAACAAUCAGGGAGCAAAACCACUGAAAGAACUGAUAUCAUCAUACUAUUCGUGGAACGUGACCGGAAACGAAUCGUGGAGUGAAGCAUCAUGGGAUUUCCUUACAGCCAUGGUGGACAUGCAGCAAAAUUUAUCCGUUUCACCGUUUUUCAGCAUGUCUAUAGGUGCAGACUAUUUCAAUUCGACAGUGAACGUUAUCAAGCUCGAUCAAUCAGGAUUGGGUAUGACAAAAGAAAACUACUUGCUCAACACUGCAGAUCACAAGAAGAUUCGAAAAGCAUAUCAGAUGUUUAUGAAGAAAACUGUGACUUUAUUGGGAGCAAAUGAAGAUGACGCUCACCGUCAAAUGAUGGAUGUCUAUGAAUUAGAAAAAAAGAUAGCGGAGAUUUACGUUCCUGUUUCAGAAAGACGAAACAUUGAAAAAUAUUACAAAAAACUAAAAGUGAAAGAACUGAUCGAUUUCACGGGAGAUCAAAUCAACUGGUUGGAGUUUUUACAAAGAAUUUUUAACAGAAUUGGAUACAGCUUAACGAACGAAAGUAUGGUGGUAGUUUUGGCUAAGGACUAUCUGAAAAAUGUCACCCAAAUUAUUAAGGAGCACAGUAAAAGUGUUGUCGCCAACUACAUGAUGUGGAGAGUUGUGCACUUGUACAUGCCUGCAUUGUCUGACGACUUCAAAGUGAUAUAUCAGGAUUACAAAAAGGAACGGAGCGGUACAAUUGAAGAAGAACCACAAUGGAGGCAAUGUCUGUCAAGUACAGCCGGGUCGUUUGGAAUGGCACUCGGUCUCUUGUAUGUUGAUAAAAAAUUUGGUGGUGAAAGCAAAGCUAAGAUUAAAGAACUCGUCAGUGAGAUACGAAAUGUCUUCAUUAAUAAUUUGAAGAGUGUAGAAUGGAUGGACCAACAAACGAGAGAAAAAGCUGAAGAAAAGGCAAAAGUAAUCUUGGAAAACGUUGGUUAUCCUGAUUAUCUGAGAAGUAAAAAAGAUUUAGAUGAGAAAUAUGAUGGGUUCCAGCCAAACAAUGAUUUCUUUGGCAAUAUUUUGAAGAACUCCGCGUUUGUACAAAAAAAGACUUACGAAAAGAUAAAACAGCCCAUCGACUAUAAAGAAUGGUUGAUGAACCCGCAAACUGUCAAUGCAUACUACACAUCGACAAAAAACAAAAUAGUUUUCCCCGCUGGUAUUCUUCAAGCUCCAUUUUACAAUAAAGAUCGACCAAGGGCAUUGAAUUAUGGCUCAAUUGGUGCCGUCGUCGGACAUGAGAUAACGCAUGGAUUCGAUGAUAAUGGACGGCGUUUCAAUAAGUUUGGUAAUCUUGUAAAAUGGUGGAGCAAUAGUUCCAUUUCAAAAUUCAAACACAAAACAGAAUGCCUCGUCAAACAGUACUCAAAAUAUAAAUUCUUUGGAGAAAAUAUAAAAGGAAAGCAAACGCUAGGUGAAAAUAUAGCUGACAAUGGCGGGCUGAAGCAGGCGUUUCAGGCUUAUCAAUUGCACAAAAACAAACUGCCAGUGCUACCAGGAAUAAAUGUAACCAACGAUCAAUUGUUUUUCAUUGGAUAUGGACAGGUCUGGUGCGGAAAAUUUCGACGACAAACAGCAAUACUCCAAGUUGAAAACGGCGUUCAUACCCCAGGCAAAUACAGAGUUAUAGGUACGUUAUCAAAUUCCCACUACUUUGCCAAAGCGUUCAAUUGUCCUGAAGGAAGUAAAAUGAAUCCAAAAAACAAAUGUGCUGUCUGGUAGGAAGAAAAAGAUUUCACAGAAAAGAAUGUUCGCCUACGCCAUGCCAACAUUAAAGAACUAGUAGCUACUAUAGAUUACACUGCAUGUAUUUGGCAAUACCACAUAUUAUACCACACGCACAAAUUUACAGUAAAUUUCUGUAACAAUUUUCUGCACUGAAUAGAAAGAAAAGAGGACACAGCAAAUGCGGUUUUUUAAGUUUGACUGGUAGGAGUAUGAAACUAAAUACAUGAAGUGCCAAAAGCAAUAUUUCUUUAAUAUUCGAGCCUUUUGCAUUUUAAAAAGAAAACGCUUUCUUUUCACUUUUUGCUAGUAGAAAAUCCAAAAUCAUAGAAGCGUAAUUCCAAUUUUGAAGCAUUGUUUAAACAUAGUAUAGCAACAUUCCAGAGUCAAAAGGAAACAGCCGUGUUAUGUACAAUAAAAUAUGACUAAAGUCAAUUAUGUGGAUUUGAUAAAUCUAACAAUAUUAUUUGAUGUAGUGCAACAGAAAAUAUGACCGUUCCUUGUAUUGUAUAUAUAUGAUUCACGCCUUAGAGCAAAUGAUGUAAUUUAAAAUUUUAUUAUAACUUAAGUAAAAACAUGUAUAUCAAGA